CUGUUGAGCUUUGACGACUACCUUUGCCACGAUAUCCGUUAUGGAGACACUGCAGGAACAAGCGCAGAUGGGAGGUGCGAAAUUGAGCCGGCGUUAGAUACAUAGAAUGCAAUGGCUCUCCUGAUCUCUGCCCACCUACUCCCUCUUAAGUUCAAUUGCUCGCCUCGGCUUAAGUCUUCGAAUUGCUCCAGCAUCAGCGUUCCCUGCUUCAGUCACAUUCUUUGACAGAAUCGCCAUGUCUCCGCACGCAGAUCCUCUCCUCCACAAACGUGUCUGGUGGAAAGAAGCCGCAUUUUACCAAAUAUAUCCCGCUUCCUUCAAAGACAGCAACGGCGAUGGCUGGGGGGACAUCCCCGGUAUCCUCGAGAAAAUCGCCUAUAUCGCCUCUCUAGGUGUCGACGCAGUAUGGCUAUCUCCAAUGUUCGACUCUCCGCAGGUGGACAUGGGCUACGACAUUUCCAACUACGAAGCCGUCUAUCCACCCUAUGGGACCGUCGAAGACGUGGAGAAGCUGAUUGAAGCUUGCCAUGCGAAUGACAUGAAGCUGAUUCUGGAUUUGGUCGUGAACCACACGAGCGAUCAACACGCGUGGUUCAAGGAGAGCAGAAGCUCGAAGGAUAAUCCGAAGCGCGAUUGGUACUUUUGGCGACCCGCUCGAUACGAUGAGCAGGGGAACCGCAUGCCGCCAACAAACUGGCGCGGUUACUUCGCCGGUCCCACAUGGACAUGGGACGAGCAUACGCAAGAAUAUUACCUCCAUCUAUACGACAAGUCGCAGCCGGACCUAAACUGGGAGAACGCAGACUGCCGCCGUGCAAUAUACGACUCAGCAAUGCGUUUUUGGCUCGAUAAGGGCGUUGACGGUUUCAGAGUGGAUACCGUGAACAAGUACUCGAAAUACGUCGAAUUCCCCGAUGCGCCAAUAACGGAUCCGGCGAGUAUCGUACAACCCGCGGCGCAGUUCUGGUGCAAUGGGCCGCGGAUCCAUAAAUUCAUCAAGGAGAUAAACUCCGAGGUGCUAUCUAACUAUCGCACAUACGAUGGGCAGCCCGUUGUCACCGUGGGCGAGCUUUCCCUAACGCCAGAUGCCGAAGGCGUCCUGCGAUACGUAAGCGCGCGGCAGAAAGAGCUAGAUAUGGUCUUCCAAUUCGACAUCACGCAUCUCGGCCAGGGUCCGCCGGGAAGCGAUAGCAAGUACGACUUCACCGAGUGGAAGCUCCCGGAGAUGAAGAGGGUCGUCGAGAAGUGGCAGUCGUUCAUCGAAGGGACUGAUGGCUGGACGACCGUGUUCUGCGAAAACCACGAUAACGGAAGAGGUGUUUCGAGGUUCGCCAACGAUACCCCCGAGUGGCGGGAAAAGAGUGCCAAAAUGCUGGCUCUAUGCUUCGCGGCCCAAACUGGCAGCUUGUUCCUCUACCAGGGCCAGGAGAUCGGGAUGAUCAACGCACCAAAGGAGUGGAGUAUGGACGAGUACAAAGACGUUGAAGCGCAAAACUACUGGAGGGAAGCUGUGCGGCCAUCUGAGGACGGGACAGAUCCUACACGGAAGGAGCGUAUCCUCCACGGCUUGCAGUUGAUGGCACGGGACCACGCCAGGCUACCAUUCCAGUGGGAUUCGAGUGUGAACGGAGGAUUCUCGACUGGGAAGCCGUGGAUGCGUGCGCAUGACCUAUACAAGGAGAUCAACGCCGAGGCCCAAGAGAAGGAUGCUGAUAGUGUACUGUCGUUCUAUAAGCGUCUAUUUCGGUUAAGGAAGGAGCGCAAAGACGUCUUCGUCUACGGCACAUUCGAGCUGCUCGACCCCGAGAACCUCAGUACUUUCGUAUACAAAAAGCAGUACCAAGAGAAGACGGCUCUAGUAGCGCUCAACUUCACCACCGAGCCUCAGCCGUUUCCAGCGACAGAAGAUAUGAGGCUGCUCUUGAGCUCAUACUCGAAGACCAGGCCGGACUCUUUGCAACCGCUCGAAGGGAGAAUCUAUAUUAACUACUAGGGGUA
Trematosphaeria pertusa is the source of this 1998-nucleotide messenger RNA. Its product is annotated as glycoside hydrolase family 13 protein. Lineage: Eukaryota; Fungi; Ascomycota; Dothideomycetes; Pleosporales; Trematosphaeriaceae. The transcript has a single exon. Bases 236 to 1993 code for a protein of 585 amino acids. Gene Ontology annotation, biological process: oligosaccharide catabolic process. The record is from RefSeq and is a predicted model, not a curated record. Gene Ontology annotation, molecular function: alpha-amylase activity.